GCUGCUUUGUGAACAUGAAAUGGUUUAUUUAAUGAGAUAUAUUCAGUUUUUAUGGUGAGACUGAGUACUUGAAUGGAAUGAUUGGUGACCUCAAUGGAUUAUAUCAUUUCAUCUGUCAUUUCAAGUAAAGAGAAAUUAGACUUUGACCAUGAUGUUGUUAAACAAAACUGUUUAUUGUUAUUACAUGUUUGAUGUAUAGUGCUAAAAACUGAGUUUCAAUACUUGUGUUGUGCACAACACAGAUAGUCCAAUGUGUAGCUUUGUGCUUAACUACAAAACAAGCAAACAAGACAUGUUCAGUAUAAAAGUAAAUUAUAAAUAAUAUCAAAUUAUAAUUUGUUAGACCAAUGGCAAUGCAGAGAUGGGUUGGUCGUGUAGCUGUUGUUACAGGUGCUUCUGCCGGAAUUGGUGCGGAAAUUUGUCGAGAAUUAGUAAAGCAUGGAAUGAUAGUUGUUGGGUGUGCUCGUGAUGUUGACAGAAUUCGAGCGAUUUGUGAAGAGGAAAAUGUUAAGUCUGCUGUAGGUUCUCUUAAGCCUGUCAAAUGUGACCUGACAAAAGAAAAUGAAAUCCUGAGUAUGUUUGAAGACAUCAGAAAAACUUAUGGUUGUGUUCACUUGUGCAUCAACAAUGCAGGAUUUUCUGAAAUUAAUACUACCUUACUUGAAGGUGAUACAGACUCCUGGAGACGAAUGUUAGAGGUGAAUGUGAUGGGUCUAUGUAUCUGUACAAGAGAGAGCAUUAAGCUUAUGAGAGAAAAUAGCAUCAACGAUGGUCAGAUCAUUCACAUUAGUAGCAUGUCUGCACAUCGGGUUCGUCCGGGAGGGCUUAGUUUUUAUUCUGGAACUAAAUUUAUGGUUAAAGCUUUAGCAGAAGGAUUUCGAAAUGAGUUACGAGCCAGUAACAGUGGAAUACGUGUGGCUUGCAUCAGUCCAGGCAUGGUUGACACUGAAUUUCACAAACGUUUGUUCAAAGACAAUCCUGAAGAAGCAAGACGCAGAGUUUCUCAGUUUACUUUUUUGAAAGCAGAAGACAUUGCUCGAGCAGUUCUCAAUAUCCUUGAGAUGGAGCCACAUAUAGAUAUAAAUGACAUUAUAAUUCGUCCUACAGAACAACCUUUUUAACUUUUAUUAUAAUAAAAUGAUUAACUUUUCCAAUUUUUUUAAUAUUAAGUAUUAAAUGAAGGAUACUUCUUGUUUAAAUACAGUAUGUCAAUAUGUUUUGUAACUCUUUUGCACUUAACAUUAAUAUAUGCACUCAGCAGUGAUAUAUUUUUAUUAAAAGAUAUUGUUACGUC
Molecule: messenger RNA, 1294 nt
Organism: Limulus polyphemus (Atlantic horseshoe crab)
Lineage: Eukaryota; Metazoa; Arthropoda; Merostomata; Xiphosura; Limulidae
Product: dehydrogenase/reductase SDR family member 11-like
Exons: 5
Coding region: 348-1121 (257 amino acids)
Source: RefSeq, a predicted model, not a curated record